UUCUCAGCCACCUCUUCUUCUGCCAUACUGGCAGUUACCAGGUUUUCCACUUUGAAGUUUUUGGGCAUUGACCUAAAAUGUUUGUAACAUCUUGGAUCUGGGGAACAGUGACAAUACUCUGUUGUGUUUAUUGGUUUCUUAUAGGAAGGAGGAGGAGGCGAAGAGGUGAGCCACCACUUGAAAAUGGGUUCCUCCCAUACCUGGGCUGUGCCUUGCAGUUUGGUGCCAACCCCCUUGAAUUCCUUAGAGAAAAGCAGAAGAAGCAUGGCCACAUUUUUACUUGCCGAGUAGCUGGAAAAUACAUUCAUUUCCUCACUGAUCCUUUUUCAUACCAUUCAUUGAUACGCCAGGGAAAACACUUGGACUGGAAGAAGUUCCAUUUUGCUACCUCUGCCAAGGCUUUUGGGCACGGUAGUAUUGAUCCAACGGAGGGAAACACCACCGAAAAUUUUCAUCACACUUUCAUUAGAACCCUUCAAGGUAAUGCUCUAGAUCCCCUCAUUGAAGCAAUGAUGGAAAACCUACAAUAUGUCAUGCUGCAAUCAAGAACAUCUAAACUCCAGCCCAGUACCUGGGUGACAGAAGGACUUUAUGCAUUCUGUUGCCGGGUGAUGUUUGAGUCUGGCUUUUUAACACUUUUUGGCACAGAAUUUAAUUCAAGUCAUGAUAAAAAUCUAUCAAAGCAGGAAACUGAGAGAGCUCAUAUCCUAAACGCCCUUGAAAACUUCAAGGAAUUCGAUAAGAUCUUUCCAGCCCUUGUGGCAGGCCUGCCGAUACAUUUGUUCAAGAGUGCCCACAGUGCACGUGAGAAGCUCGGAGAGGCGCUGCUCCACAAGAACCUGCUGAAGAGGAACAAGCUCUCCGAGCUUGUCACCCUCCGCAUGUUCCUGAAUGACACUCUGUCAACCUUUGAUGACAAGGAAAAAGCAAAAACCCAUGUGGCAGUGCUGUGGGCCUCACAAGCCAACACCAUUCCUGCCACUUUUUGGAGCUUGUUCUAUCUUAUUAAGAGUCCAGAAGCAAUGAGAGCUGCUACUGAAGAAGUGCAAACUAUUUUGGAAAGUGCUGGAGAAAAGAUUGGCUUAGGCAGCAAAAAUAUUUCCUUGAACCGAAAACAGUUGGAUAAUAUGCCCAUACUAGAUAGCAUCAUCAAGGAAGCAAUGAGGUUAUCGAGUGCCUCCAUGACUUUCCGAGUUGCAAAGGAGGAUUUCACAUUGCACUUAGAGAAGGAGUUCUACAACAUUCGCAGAGAUGAUAUCAUAGCUCUUUAUCCUCAGCUGUUGCACUUUGAUCCAGAAAUCUAUGCUGAUCCCUUGACAUUCAAGUAUGAUCGCUAUCUUGAUGAGAACAGAGAAGAAAAGACUGACUUCUACCGCAAUGGUCGCAAGUUAAAAUAUUAUUAUAUGCCAUUUGGGACAGGAAUUGCAAAGUGUCCCGGCAGGCUAUUUGCUGUCCAUGAAAUUAAACAAUUUUUGACUUUGAUACUUUCAUAUUUUGAGAUAGAGCUUGUAGACAGUAAUGUGCAAUGUCCAUCUUUAGACCAAUCCCGUGCAGGACUUGGUAUUUUACAACCAACCAAUGAUGUUGAUUUCAGGUACAGAUUGAAAUUUCUAUGAAAAUAUAUAUCAUACUUUUAAACUAUAUACUACAUACACACCCUAUAAAACAUAAACUUUAUAUAUAUUAUAUAUAUAUAAAUAAAAAUAUGGUAAGACUGGGUGAAAAUCUAUAGGAAGAUAAUAAUUUAUCAGUCUAACAGAAAAUGCAUAAAUUAUACCAUUAUGGUACUGGAAUGCAGUGGGGAUAAUGCACAGUGCCUGUACAUGUUUCCCCUUUUACCAAAUGCAGGUUGAGAUCUUGAAUUUGUACAUCUACAGUAGCUCUUCUCUUCUUCCAGCAAAUACUUUCCCAGAACAAUAUAAUUAGAAUUUUGUUCCCUUCUUCAAAAUAAUUUUCAAAAUUCAAACACAGUUAAAAUUUUGUCUCUAUUAUAACUGAAACAUUUUGUUUUUUCUCCCUCCAUAGGUAAAAUAGCAUUUUUAUUGUAAAAAGGCAGAUUGAGUGUGGGGAGAGGGGAGCUGCCUGGGGAAGUACCUUUAUGUUUUCGUGAAAAACUAGAAAAAGACUUGAAGAAAAUCUACAAGCCUUUCACGUUCUAGUGAAACUGCAAAAACUUAUACUAUAUUCAUUGUAAUAUAUUUCUUUUCAAAAGGUUGUAAAUGUAUGAAAAUAAAUGAUAUUGGU
This is a messenger RNA of Dromaius novaehollandiae (emu), 2244 nucleotides long. RefSeq names its product cytochrome P450 7A1. The transcript is spliced from 6 exons. Gene Ontology annotation, biological process: bile acid biosynthetic process; cellular response to glucose stimulus; cholesterol catabolic process. NCBI's taxonomy places the organism in Eukaryota, Metazoa, Chordata, Aves, Casuariiformes, Dromaiidae. Gene Ontology annotation, molecular function: heme binding; cholesterol 7-alpha-monooxygenase activity; iron ion binding. Gene Ontology annotation, cellular component: intracellular membrane-bounded organelle. The record is from RefSeq and is a predicted model, not a curated record. Bases 78 to 1616 code for a protein of 512 amino acids.